This is a messenger RNA of Fusarium redolens, 1133 nucleotides long. RefSeq names its product Rtf2 RING-finger-domain-containing protein. The transcript has a single exon. Gene Ontology annotation, biological process: site-specific DNA replication termination at RTS1 barrier; mitotic DNA replication termination. Gene Ontology annotation, cellular component: nucleus. The record is from RefSeq and is a predicted model, not a curated record. NCBI's taxonomy places the organism in Eukaryota, Fungi, Ascomycota, Sordariomycetes, Hypocreales, Nectriaceae. Bases 173 to 952 code for a protein of 259 amino acids.
CGCCUCAGUCUUCCAGAACUCAUAACUUAUUCAUCCACAUCACCUUUCUCACGCCCAUCUCUACUUCUCGUGCUGCCAAUCCCAGUCACUGCGGAUCCCGAAUCACUGCGUUGAUAUCAUCUACCGGAUCCAUCACCUUCCACGAUCACGCGACGACGCCAACUCAUCAAUCAUGGGUAACGACGGCGGCUCCAUCCCCAAGCGUCGCGAGCUCGUCAAGAAUGCGGCGCGCGCUCCAACUACUUCCGAACUCAAAGCGACAGCCCUCGAAUCGCUCGCUCACGCUUGGGCGCACUGCGCUCUCAGCGGCGAACCCCUCGACGUCGAUACUCUUGUCUCCGACUGGCGCGGCCGUCUGUACAACUACGAAGCGAUUAUCAAAGGUCUUAUGCCCUCCGAUGAACCAGUUGAUAUCACACCCGCAAGCUUGGGUAUCAAGUCACUACGAGAUGUGGCGAAGCUGAAGGUUUCCAAGAAUGGUGACAAGUGGGUGUGUCCCAUCUCCAUGAAGGAGCUUGGCCCUGCUGUCAAGUCUGUCUACCUUGUACCUUGCGGACAUGUUUUUGCAGAUGUCGCUAUGAAGGAGAUCCAGGAAAAGGCAUGUCCAGAGUGCGGCGCCGAAUUUGAGCAAGACAACAUCGUUCCACUUCUUACAAACUCCGAGGCGGAUAUUGAGCGAUUGGAGAAGAGAAUCGAGAACCUCAAGAGCCAAGGACUUACACAUACCCUGAAGAAGGACAAGUCGGAAAAGAAGAAGAAGCGCAAGGGUGAUGAUGUCGAGAAGGAGGACAAGGCUGCCAAGGAGAAGAUAACAGAGGAUGCUAGAAUCAGCGGUAUCAACAAUUCAUUUGCGGCUUCGUUAACGGCAAAGGUAUUGGCUGAACAGGAUGAGAGGAAUAAGAGGAGAAAGCUGGUGGCAGAGUCUGCGAGACGGGAGACUGCUAGAGGCUGAGAAUAGGACUACAGUACAUAAUGAUACCCAAAAUAAAUGAAGUCUCGCAUGAACAACAAGCAUUGGAGGCUCUACCUUAUACUGGAAAGGUAAACGGAGCGUCAGAAGUGAAAGCCAAAGUUUAAGCAGACACUAUGAGUUUAAGAAUAAAUGAAUCGUGCAAUGGGAGUUUCUUCAUCGG